Lacerta agilis (Sand lizard) is the source of this 2245-nucleotide messenger RNA. It is a transcript of the gene DMRTC2, whose product is annotated as DMRT like family C2. Lineage: Eukaryota; Metazoa; Chordata; Lepidosauria; Squamata; Lacertidae. Gene Ontology annotation, biological process: regulation of transcription by RNA polymerase II; germ cell development; sex differentiation. The coding region runs from base 161 to 2185 and encodes 674 amino acids. The record is from RefSeq and is a predicted model, not a curated record. Gene Ontology annotation, cellular component: nucleus. Gene Ontology annotation, molecular function: RNA polymerase II cis-regulatory region sequence-specific DNA binding; DNA-binding transcription factor activity, RNA polymerase II-specific. The transcript has 9 exons.
GUGCUCCGCGAACCGUUUUAUGUGCAUGAAUGCUUGCUUGCCUUUUAUAAUAGCGUUCUGAAAUACUCUUCAGUUCUCCUUUUUUUUUGUCACGCCGCUCCACAAAAGUAUCCCGUAGCCAAUAUAUAUAUCUGUUUCAAAGUGACAUGGUUCACACACCAUGGGAGACAACGAGGAUCCUGACGCGGCUGCAGCAGCACCAAACAUGCAGUGCUCCCCCUCAGACUCCACCACAGAUGACAGCAGCACCCAAGAUGAUUAUGCGCUCCCCGCCAUCGUACGCUCUCCAACCUGUGCCCGCUGCCGCAAUCAUGGCAUCCGGGUCCCACUGAAAGGCCACAAGAACACUUGCCAGUUCCAGGGGUGCCAGUGUGAAAAAUGUAUCCUGAUCCUGCAGAGACGCCGGGUCAUGGCUGCCCAGGUGGCCUUGCGCAGGCAGCAGGAGAUGGAGCUGAGGAAGCUGACCAGUGGUUUGCUGCAGCUUCAGGACAGCCCCACAUCAAGCUCUCUCCACCCGGCCAAACUACCAAAAGGGAUCAAACCAUGCAGGGGAGACAUAGACAGGAAAGAGAAUGAAGAACCCUUGAAAGAUUCAGAGGAUGGACUCAGAGGGGUUCCAGGGCUCCUACGACGACAAAGGCGGAGAGCAGCCAGGAAGGAAUGUUCUUGGUUGCCUCUCCCUCACUGUUCUAAAGUGACAGAGCUGCCGUGGGCCCUUAGAGGACAUCAACCACCUCAUACUGCUUGGUUCCCACCUCCGCUUCCUAUGCCCCCCGCACCCUUCUGCCCAUUCUUGCCUCAGGAACAUUCUUUUCAGUUUCAAGGUUGUGAUGGUAAUGAAGCGUUAUACAUGCCAGAUAGUUAUAUGACAGCUCCAGGACAGAUGUUUCACCAGACCCCUGGCACGUCCUGGUGCUUACCUUCACCUGCCGAUCUGCCCAGCCGCAUGGCCCUGAAUCCCCUGAGUGGCAACAUGGAUUUCAGCAGACGUCCAAAGGCUGCACCUUUGGGAGGUCAGCCAACCUCUUCUGCUCAUGUUUCGGUCUGGCCCACCAGGGGGUUUAUCUUCUCCCCCCUUUCUGAACAACAGCUGCAGAAAGAGGCCGCUGAAGCCCUGAUGGUGCUGAGAAAUGCUCCCCAGCCAGGUUCCAUUUUGGCCACUUCCAGUCUUCUGCCCCCUACCAGCUCUGCACCUGCUCUGUUGGCCUCAUCAGCUUUCACACGCCCCUCAGCAACAUUUCACAACCCUGGGGUGGCCAGUCCCUUCCAGCAGCAUCCCUCAUACUUCAUGCCUCCAUGUGACAUUCAGCCUGUAAAGGCUUCCAAGGACAUAGCUUUGAAAGGAACCCAGCCGUCCCCAGAGUCAGUUAGUGCUCAUGGAGAACAGGCCCCAGGGCCUCUUUUCCUUCCUUUACUCCAUGGAAGUGCUCUUCCCCAGCAGUACAAAAAUGUCCAUCUAUUCUCAAUUGCUCCAUCCCGGCCACCCCAAGUGGCUACUUCUGUAAUGGUUUCCAGCAUCCAAGCUGUCAAACCCAGCCUCAGAGGGACUUCCAGUGUCAGCCACCACCAUUUUGCCCCAAAUGUGGCAGCCUACCACACAGCCUCAGGCUCCAUGCCACAUACCAUCUGCAUGCCACAAACUGUAGACAGUGGUUGGAUUUCAGAGACAAAUGUUGAAUUCCUUGCUCCGUCUGGCUCCACUCACAGUGGCCCUCAAAUUCUGCCCUUCUGUGUCCCACCAAUGGAUGUGUCUGUCACUUCAGUGCCCCUACAAACUGGCAUCCCAUGCACUCCAUUUGGGAUGGAACUGCACAUGCUUCCCAGGCUGUCACUGUUGAAUCCUACCCCCUACAUUAUAGCUCAGGAAGGUUUCCCAGAGCCAGUUUCCCCCCCAGGGCAGAAAUCACAACAAUGCCAUCAGCAGCAGAGCCAAGAAGGAAAGCAUUCAAGCAAGGGACAGGAAGGAGAAGAACAUGGCAGAAGCCACAAUGCGCCAGGGAUCAAGGAUCCAGAAGGUUCUACAGAAGCAUCGCCUGACUUCCUCGCAUCUAAGCAAGCAUGCAGCCAGUCUGUUCAGCAAGCCUCACCAAGCCAACAACAGCCGAGCCACCUCCACCAGGCCAACACCUCCCCCUCUGUUUCCCUAAGCAUUGGCCAGAUGGGCUCCAUCUCCCUCCCCACCUAGGCUUCUGACAGUGGGAGGGUGCCUGCAUAUAUAAUACUUUCUGAAAAGAAGAUCUCUCCC